AUAAAGUCAUAUUAUUAUAUUUUAUCACACUGUUCGUUCUUAACAAGUCUGCUCUGAACUUGAAAGAUAGUGAUCAUGAAUAGGAGAUUUGAUAUGUAACGUAAUAAGCAGUACCGUAUUUCAAAAAACAAAGCGCACACCUUUUUCAGUUACCAGCCUUUGAGCUAUGACGCCAACCAAUAAGAUCCUUUCUCUUCAGUGUAAACGGAAGUGAGCAGUUACCAAAAACAAUUAUCACCAUAGCGUUGUUAGUAUUGUUACUUAGACGUUUAUUAACACCUUUGAACUCAAAAUAUGCUUAACUGCACAGCAUUACAUACUUACCUCAGGUAGUGUUUAUUUCGCGUUGGAGACAGGACUUUGUUGCUAGAUGUUCUAGGUAAGGCUAGCUAGCUGCUAACAAUGGCUAACUGUAUUGUUUUUCAUACUCAAAUAGCCUCCGUCUUGGAGGUGCUAGCGAAUGCAGCCGUGGCAGAGAUCUGUAAACUCGUAGAUGACGACUAUGCAGUAUUUCGUUUGGAAAUAACCCAAAGCCAGAAAGAAAACAGGACAUUGCGGAGAAAACUACAGCUGCUGGAUCUGAAGGUGGCACGGGAGCGCGCAGAGAGGACCAUUCGUCCGAGUAGUGUCAAGAUCCUCGACCGAUACAGAGGAAUGGCAAGAGGUGAAGGACAUCUCACUGGAGGCCACAGGAGGGUUGUGAAGCCAGCCGGACACAAUACAUGGAGAAAUGACCAACCAACCACUGUUGAUGAGGAGAGUGCAACCUCAACCCAGCACGUUAUCGUGAUAGAGUCUGAAGAUGCAGAAGUUGCAGGUCCUGUAGGAUCGUCUCUGGUCAAGCAGGAGAGGACUGAAGGAGAGGAUCCACUACACAGCAAAGACAUCCGGGCUGGAGCAGCAGCACCUCCUGAAUACACGGAGGACCUCACCGCCAAACCCCAGCCCAGGGCCCGACACAGCAUUGCGGAGGAGGAGGGUCCGAAGGUGCUGCUGGGGAAGGAGGAGGAGUGUGAGGAGGGUCUGGGGAACCCUGAGUGGACCAUGGUCAUGGAGGACAACCAGACUACAUCUCCUCCUGAACCCAUAGAGGAACCAGCUGAGCAGCACAGGACCACACACAGUCUCACUGAGUCAGUAGACAUGGAGGAUGGAAAGCCUGAUCUGCUACUGGUCAAAGAGGAGACAAUAGAAGAUGGACCAGUGAGCAUUGAUCUGCUGAGUGGAGUAAAGAUGGGGGAGCAAGGUGGUUGGCUGGAGGCUAACAAAGGAGACUGGGCAGCCAUCUUGGAUUCCCAGACCCAGACGGGUGCAGCUAUGGGCCCAGGGGACAACAUCACCGAGCAGAGCUUGACUAGUGGCGACAUAGUGGAGUCUGCAGUCCAAGAGGACCUGCUGAUAUCCGGUGUUACUGGCGGGAGAGACUGGACCUGUGAAAGGGCUGGUGUCAAACCCUGGUCCCGGAUCUGGACCCUGGAUCAGGAGCCUUCACUCUUCCAUCCCAAGUCGGAACCAGGACCCAACCACGAGGGACAGAGACUCCUCCACACCACAGAACACAACCACUGGACAGGUGGACUGAACAACCUCAGUCCUGGUGGUCAUCAGAGAGACAGAGGCUCCAGUCAGGGAUCCAGUCUGCAGCCCAGACCCUUCUCUUUACAGUCUCAUUGCAGGGAUGAAGCAGGGCCUGGGGCUGAUAGAGAUGGACCCUCCUGUUCCUAUGAUACAAACACCACAGUAUCCAUAAAGAACAGAGCAGGUCACCCUGGGCUUCAGCCUUCACAGAGAGCGGUGGGAGACCCCCCUGGUGGGAGUCUAACAGGAAGUCUGUCUUCUCCUUCAGGGUCUCAUCUAAUCCCUGGUGACUGGGUUCAUAGAAGACCUGGGUCAAGCCUUCCUCAGGUACCUCAUGGUUACCCCACCAAUACAGACAGGGUCAGGAUGGGCGUUCACCACAAGAUGUACUUAACCUAUAACACAGGGCACCAUCCAAACAACACCCAAACAAUGGCUAGAGGUCAAGGAGGGAGCUCAAACACUAACCACCUGAGGGUGGUGGCUCCUGCUUCUACCUCCUCUGGUGUCAUUGAGUCACAACGUGGGAGGCAGAGCAUUAAGACAGACGCCGAUAAGCAGUAUGCCUGCCCCACGUGUGGGAAGCGCUUCUCUGAGGCGAGCUAUGUGAAUGAGCACCAGACCGUUCACACCAAGGAGAGGCCCUUCAAGUGUAAACUAUGUUACAAGAGCUUCUCCUUCCGGAGUAACCUUAUCAGACAUAGGAGUGUCCACAAUGGGAAGAAACCUUUCAGCUGUACCCAGUGUCAUAUGCGCUUCUCCCACUCAUCCAACCUGAAGAGGCACCAGAGGGUCCACACAGGGGAGAAAUCCUAAAGCUGCCCCCAGUGUGAGAACAGGUUCUCCCACCAAAACCAGCUGAAGAUGCACCUGAAGGACCACACUGGAGAAAGGCUGUUUGCCAGGAAGAGUUUCUCAGAAAGGAGCUACUUCGGGACAAACCAGCAGAAAAACAAUUCCACUCUAUAACAUAAAAAGUAACCAUUCCCCUCGAUAGCUUCUGAAGUUUAGAUCAAACCCUGCAUUAAAGACAAAGAAUAAUUUUCAUCGUCAGCAGAAAAGAUUAUUCCUGGGUAAACUACUGCAUCCAGACAUUGUGUGAUAUAUAAGCCGAAAAAUACUAUUACGUAUUGAUUUUUGUACUGUGUAGGCUAUAUGAUGUUCACAAUUGCCUAUUUUAUCAAGUUCAUGCAGAUUUUCUUUUGAGACAUUACACUAACAUUUUUAUAAAUUAGAAGACUUAAAAUUAGUGCAUUCAUCUUAAGAAAGCUGGGUAAGACAACCACAACAGAGUUAUAGGAAGUACAUUUUUCCUCAAAGUACUUCGUGCCUUCAGAAAGUAUUCACACCCCUUAACUUUUUUCCACAUUUUGUUCUGUUACAGCCUACAUGUUAAAUGUAUUAAAAUGGAUUCAGUGUCAAAGUGGAAAUGUGUUUUUCGC
Molecule: messenger RNA, 3020 nt
Organism: Oncorhynchus keta (chum salmon)
Lineage: Eukaryota; Metazoa; Chordata; Actinopteri; Salmoniformes; Salmonidae
Exons: 7
Coding region: 403-2394 (663 amino acids)
Cellular component (GO): nucleus
Source: RefSeq, a predicted model, not a curated record